Molecule: messenger RNA, 1632 nt
Organism: Triticum dicoccoides
Lineage: Eukaryota; Viridiplantae; Streptophyta; Magnoliopsida; Poales; Poaceae
Product: probable cystathionine gamma-synthase 2
Exons: 5
Coding region: 1-1632 (543 amino acids)
Biological process (GO): transsulfuration
Cellular component (GO): chloroplast
Molecular function (GO): cystathionine gamma-synthase activity; pyridoxal phosphate binding
Source: RefSeq, a predicted model, not a curated record
AUGGCGCCGUCAUCGUCCCUCGUCAAGAAGGCUUCGCCGACGAAGCAACCCCGCGCUCUCCGUUCUUCAAAGCACGCCACCGCUUUGAGCCCCCAGCCCGAGGCGCUCCUUGAUGCUACCCUUCAUUGCGUCCACCACCUUGUGCCCGUGUUGCAGCAGCAGGAAGACGCCGUCGUCGCAACCUCAACGGCACCCAAGCCGAAGCGUGCUACUCCCUCCGACGAGAACCUGGUGGUCCACGCUGGGCAGAAGAUGGGCAGUAUGGUGGGCACAGAUUCCAUCACGACGCCGAUAGUGAGCUGCACGACGCACUGGUUUAAGAACUCGCGCGACCUCAUUGCGUUCAAGGAAGGACGGCGCCACAGCUUUGAGUACGGCCGCUACGGCAACCCCACGGUGAAGGUCCUGGAGGACAAGAUCAGUGCGCUCGAGAGGGCCGAGUCCACGCUGGUCACGUCCUCCGGCAUGAACGCCAUCGUUGCCACGCUGCUCGCGCUAGUGCCACCAGGCGUUGGCCACGUGGUGACCACCGCCGACUGCUACAGCGAGGCGCGUGCCUUCAUCCACGACAAGCUCUCUAGGAUGGGCGUCAAGGUGACAUUCGUCGAGCUGAACGACACGGAGACGCUCAAGGCCGUUCUUGACCAGGGCGACGUGACACUCUUCUACACUGACUCUCCGACGAACCCCCACCUCAAAUGCAUCGACAUUAAGCUUGUUGCGGAGCUGUGUCACCGCCAAGGGUCUCUGGUGUGCAUCGACAGCACCCUCUCCUCGCCCAUCAAUCAGAAGACACUCACCCUCGGGGCCGACAUCGUCGUUCACUCCGCCACAAAGUACAUCGCCGGCCAUCACGACGUCAUCGCAGGAUGCAUCAGUGGCUCCGAUGCACUCAUCUCCAGGAUACGAGUGUGGCAUCACAACAUCGGCGGCGCCAUUAGUCCCGAUGCAGCCUACAUGAUAAUACGCGGCCUCAAGACGAUGGCGCUACGUGUGGAAACGCAGAACCGUACUGCGUUGCGCAUGGCGCGCCUACUCGAGAACCAUCCAAUGAUUGAGCGAGUGUACUAUCCUGGGCUCAACACCAGCCCGUGGCACCACAUCGCCAAGAGCCAGAUGUCCGGUUCUGGCGGCAUCAUCAGCUUCGAGGUGGCAUCGGACCUUCACGGUGUCAUGAGGUUCAUUGAUGCUCUCGAGAUACCCUUCAUCGCGACGUCACUCGGUGGGUGUGAGAGCCUCGUGCAGCAGCCAGCCGUUAUGUCCUUCUGGCCUGCCGUCGACGCCACCAUGGCGCCAAACAGCUCGACCACCCUACGCUCGUCCAUCCAGCCGCAUCCGUCGUCGAUAUGCAGCUGCACCAUGCCGCCACCACUCGUCGUCAAUGACGCGGUAGAUACAAAGCCGCAUCACCUGGCAACCUCCACACCAUCGCCACUGCUGGAGCUACUCGGAGCCCACCAUCCACAACAUCUCUUCCCCGAACAGCAGUUCCUCCCAAGACGGCGCCUCCAUGGAGGAUACGACGCGCAGGACGCCGCCGCCGCCCAAUCCAGACUGAAUUUUGGACUUUCGUCUGGGAGGGGUUUGGGGGUGGAUAGGGGGGGACCGCGGCUUCGCCUCCAGGAAGGGUAA